Messenger RNA from Exaiptasia diaphana, 2548 nucleotides. Its product is annotated as endoplasmic reticulum membrane-associated RNA degradation protein-like. The transcript has 6 exons. NCBI's taxonomy places the organism in Eukaryota, Metazoa, Cnidaria, Anthozoa, Actiniaria, Aiptasiidae. Bases 216 to 2486 code for a protein of 756 amino acids. The record is from RefSeq and is a predicted model, not a curated record.
CAGAUGCCUCCAAACACUUUUCAUCGAUAUUUGUAUAUCUUUUAGAAUUUUUGAUGGUCAAACAAUGAAGGAAGUUGAUAUUCAUGUGYAUUUUGAGCAAUACACUUGAUAACCCUUUUUAAUACAMCAUGAAGUCGAUGAUGGGACUAAUGGCUAGCUGUAGCACCACAAAGUAGUAAAUUUGGCUAGCCGRAGCCCYUGCUUCUAUAAGCUUAAUGAACCUGAAUCGAGGUACAAGUCUCUCUGAUGGGGUCUAUCACAUGAUCURUGGGUUGAACGAAGAAUACCAAAGAGAGUUUCAAGCAGAGACUGCCCUCAGAAAUCAACCGCUCGAUGAGCUCAGUCUAGAGGAUUUUCUCAAAGACUUUGACACUUCAAAUCUUGUUGUUGAAAAURACAAGUUCUCUUUGGAUUAUCCAAACWCUGUUAAAAGAAUUCUGCACGUUUGCCAUGCCAUUCACAAACAACUUAUACAGCUGACGGUAGAACAAUUUAACGAACAUUUUGGAAUAGACUUGGACUGGACAGGCUCCAGAAAAAGGAUAUUGGAGUGUAUAGMAAUKUUAAARGCUAAYGAUGAUUCAGAACUUGUCCUUUGCUUCUUAUUGUUGUUUUCAACAUUGGAACAUUCUCUUGGUGAUGUAUUUGUGUCRRUGAGAGUAUCAAAGMCAUGCCCUACAAAUCUCAAAGAGCUACUGGUUUCCAAAGAGAUUCAAGAUCUUAUUGGAAAAAGUGUUGCCAUGAUGGCAUUUGUCAUUGCUGGGCCACCACAAGGUGUCAAUCUUAGGAAUGUACUUUGGCAUGGAUUUGCAUCUGGGAAUGAAAUCUCUCUGCAGUAUGGUUCUUUUCUGGUUAUGAUGAUGGUGUAUAUUGGCAGAAGGCUCUCYAGUAUUGAUAUCAAAAGGCGACCAAUAAUAACUUUUUCCAAACUUGAUGAGCUCCUGGUUAUUUUCCCAGUGAUUGAUUCCUGUAGUCAUCUUUCUGCCAUAUCUCAAGUGUUCAGUGAAACUGCAUUUGUGUCUCCAAGAGUGUUACCUAUCUGGAAGAGGGUACUCUUUUAUUACCAAGAACAAAAAUAUGGAUAUGCAUUGGUCCUUUUAAUGCCACAAUUGGAACACUCACUGAGAAGAGUGUUUGCUUGGGUAAAUGGAUGUCCAGAAAGAAUUCUUACAGCUGAAUCUACCACACUUUAUACUACAUUUGAUGAGAUGCUUGAUAAUGUUUUACCUGAUGGCUCAGAGAAUAAACUGAGAACUCAACUUGGUGAUAAUUUCCUAGAAAUGCUUAUGGAUGUACUUGUACACUSUGAAGGGCCUCGUAUUAGAGAUCAYCUUAGCCAUGGAGAAGUCGACCUUGAUGUAGUUCCAAGAGCUCUAUGUAGUCACCUCAUUUGCAUCUGUGUGGCAUUUGCACUUCAUUUCCGCAAUGAUAAAAGUAAAUCAGAUGAGAAUCUAAAGCAUUUGAAAUACUCAUUGAAAAUUGGUGAGGAUUUUGGUAAUUUGUUAUUGGAUGGUAAGAAUGCUUCCAAGCAAGAUGUCAUUGAUUCAAAAAGUAUUAUUACAGGACAAGCUAUCAUGGAAAGUGCUACAGACGUGGGUAAAUGUCAGCCAAGUAAUGAAAAUCAGGAAAUGAUUGAUUCAACAAGAGACACUUGUACAACAAAACAAGACUCAAUAGGAAAUUACACAGCAUUUAGUAAAGUACAGUCAAAUAAUAAGACUAUUUUUCAAAAGACAUCGAUUGCAUUGAUAAGUGAAAAUACAAUGCAAAAAGAUGAUUUUAUUGGACAUAUGGUACACGUUUCUAACAACUACCAAUCAGUCUAUCAUCCUUUUCAAAUUCUUAAAAGAGAGCUCUGUUCUAUAUCAAAACUCUUUGAGGAUACUGUCRGUAUACCUUGUGAUCUUCACGGAGAACUGUCUUCAUUGAACAAUGAAAAAAUAGAAAGAGCCUGGGAUAUAAUAUGUAGCAAAAAAACAAUAUUAUUUUCUGAUUCCUCGGCUGUUUCAAUAAGUGGACCAUUUAGUAUGAGAAUUUCUAAACUGUGUAGUGAUAUGAACAUACARACKUUGUACAGACCAAGAAGAGAAUUGGAGGUUGUUUCCCUGUUGCGCAGCAUCAUUCAACAUUGUGGUAGUAUGAUCGUCCAGGUUUUUAAUACGGCAAAUCAACGUUACCAACAAUGGCAGACCAAGGAAUUGAGAUCACGUCAAAGGAACAACUAUAAGAGACUUUUAAGCUUGUCACCCUUCUAUCAAAGUACUCUUAAAAUAACAUUACUCGUGAUAGUAAAUGAACUUGGUUCAUUGCAAGAUAAGAGUACUGUGCAGCCUAGCUAUAUCAAGUUCUUGAAACGUGUUCUUCAGUUUUCAGAAAAUUUAGACUCGCUGAGUAGUUGUACCAAGAAUCGAUGGGAUGAUUGUCRAACUGUGUGUGAACAACUUCUUGAACUAAUUGUAAAUCAUUACACGAAAAAUACAURAUAGCUUAAUAUUGUAAAAUGGUUCAAUGAUUGAAUGAACAAAUAAAAUAUACUUUAUGAAGCGCU